This is a messenger RNA of Suricata suricatta (meerkat), 4799 nucleotides long. RefSeq names its product ectodermal-neural cortex 1 (gene ENC1). Gene Ontology annotation, molecular function: protein binding. The transcript has 3 exons. Bases 360 to 2129 code for a protein of 589 amino acids. The record is from RefSeq and is a predicted model, not a curated record. Lineage: Eukaryota; Metazoa; Chordata; Mammalia; Carnivora; Herpestidae.
AGAAAGGAGGCGGCGCGGCGGUGGCGCUGCGGAGACCCGGUCCGGACGCCAGGCGGCCGCCGGCGUGCACCGCGCUUCCUAGCUCCCUCUCCGGAGUGCACUGCCCGCCUCCCCGCCCGGCGCCGGCAGCCCCAGGCUCGCUCUUCCUCCCCGAGACGCGCUCCCGGAGACCGCGGCGUGGGGGUCGCGAGGCGCUGUCCUCUCCUCGCCUGGCGCCCCAUGCGCGCUCCUUUUGCCCGGACUGUCGCCGCCGCCUCCCGGGGCUGAGCCGUCCGCCUCGUCGCCUCCUACCUGGUGACCUAGGCGAAACCCAGCUGGUUGUGCGCUGACGCCGGUCGCCUCUGCUGAGUGGAAACAAAAUGUCAGUCAGCGUACAUGAGAACCGCAAGUCCCGGGCCAGCAGCGGCUCCAUUAACAUCUAUCUGUUUCACAAGUCUUCCUAUGCCGACAGUGUCCUCACACACUUGAACCUUUUACGCCAGCAGCGACUCUUCACGGAUGUCCUUCUCCACGCUGGGAACAGGACCUUCCCCUGUCACCGGGCAGUGCUGGCCGCGUGCAGCCGCUACUUUGAAGCCAUGUUCAGCGGUGGCCUGAAAGAGAGCCAGGACAGUGAAGUCAACUUCGACAACUCCAUCCACCCUGAAGUUUUAGAGCUGCUUCUGGACUACGCGUACUCCUCCCGGGUCAUCAUUAAUGAAGAAAAUGCAGAAUCGCUCCUGGAAGCUGGUGACAUGCUGGAGUUUCAGGACAUCCGUGAUGCAUGCGCAGAGUUCCUAGAAAAGAAUCUGCACCCCACCAACUGUCUGGGCAUGCUGCUGCUCUCCGAUGCGCACCAGUGCACGAAGCUGUACGAACUCUCCUGGAGAAUGUGUCUCAGCAACUUCCAAACCAUCAGGAAGAACGAAGAUUUCCUCCAGCUGCCCCAGGACAUGGUGGUGCAGCUCUUGUCCAGUGAAGAGCUGGAGACGGAAGAUGAAAGGCUUGUGUACGAGUCUGCAAUUAACUGGAUCAGCUAUGACCUGAAGAAACGCUAUUGCUACCUCCCAGAGCUGUUGCAGACUGUGAGGCUGGCCCUCCUGCCAGCUAUUUAUCUCAUGGAGAACGUGGCCAUGGAGGAGCUCAUCACCAAACAGAGAAAGAGCAAGGAGAUUGUGGAGGAGGCCAUCAGGUGCAAACUGAAAAUCCUGCAGAACGACGGCGUGGUGACCAGCCUCUGCGCCCGGCCUCGGAAAACUGGCCAUGCCCUUUUCCUCUUGGGAGGCCAGACCUUCAUGUGUGACAAGCUGUACCUGGUAGACCAGAAGGCCAAAGAAAUAAUCCCCAAGGCUGACAUCCCCAGCCCGAGAAAAGAGUUCAGUGCAUGUGCAAUCGGCUGCAAAGUGUACAUUACUGGGGGGCGGGGGUCUGAAAAUGGAGUCUCGAAAGAUGUCUGGGUUUAUGAUACCCUACAUGAGGAGUGGUCCAAAGCUGCCCCCAUGUUGGUGGCCAGGUUUGGCCACGGCUCUGCUGAACUGAAGCACUGCCUGUAUGUGGUUGGGGGGCACACGGCUGCAACUGGCUGUCUCCCAGCCUCCCCCUCAGUCUCUCUAAAGCAGGUGGAACACUAUGACCCCACAACCAACAAAUGGACCAUGGUGGCCCCACUCCGAGAAGGCGUUAGCAACGCCGCAGUAGUGAGUGCCAAACUCAAGCUGUUUGCUUUCGGAGGUACCAGCGUCAGUCAUGACAAGCUCCCUAAGGUUCAGUGUUAUGAUCAGUGUGAAAACAGGUGGACGGUCCCCGCCACCUGUCCCCAGCCCUGGCGUUACACAGCAGCCGCUGUGCUGGGUAACCAGAUUUUUAUUAUGGGGGGAGAUACAGAGUUCUCCGCCUGCUCUGCUUACAAAUUCAACAGUGAGACUUAUCAGUGGACCAAGGUGGGAGACGUGACGGCCAAGCGCAUGAGCUGCCACGCUGUGGCCUCCGGAAACAAGCUCUAUGUGGUUGGAGGCUACUUUGGCAUUCAGCGAUGCAAGACUUUGGACUGCUAUGAUCCAACCUUAGAUGUGUGGAACAGCAUAACCACGGUUCCAUACUCGCUGAUUCCUACUGCGUUUGUCAGCACCUGGAAACAUCUACCUUCUUAGAUGCAGGACAGCAUAAAGAACAUGAGUGUGAGCUCACUCCAUCACUUGGCGAGACACAGCGAGAUUUCGACUUUGGAGAGGCCAAAUUUAAUGAAGAGGAAGAAAAGAAAAAGGAAACGAAGUUGCUACAAGACUCAAUUACAAUCCACUGCACCUUGUAAAUGCUCUAACUGGACAUGAAGGAGGGGGUGGGGGGGAUUUUCAGUGCUAGUAGCACAUGGUUUAAAUAUGAAUGAAUGAACCUGUGAUCUAGUCCUUGUCUUGUAAUUGUGGAUUAAUGUCAGCGUUAAUCAGCCCCUCAAAGGGAGAGAAAAGCCGGCCCUUUUCCCUUGCUGUACCAUAUUCAGCAUUUGAUUUCCAUGGGCUCCACCAUUUAUGUGUAACAUUUGAAAUGGUUGUCACCUCUCUCCGAGGAACAGGCUUGAAGCCUCCGCACCAGCUGCUGUUGGAGAUUGAAAGCCCGACUGUGGGGCCAGGAGGGGAGCUGGCUUCGCUGGCUGCGGAGCGAGGACCCCUGGACUCUCCACUAAUCUUUGAGGGGCCAUGCUCCCCGGGAAGGUUCUGAACAAUGGGGACAUUGUCGGUAGGCGCUCGGUAGAUGUUCUUUUCUAUUUAUAAGUGACUUUAAAUUUUCCCUUGGCUGUUAAGAAAUUGGUUAUAGAUUUAGCUAUUUAUUGUUUGAUGCCUGCAUGCUGAAACAAUGCUUAAGAUUGUCUUCACGUGUAUGGAUGUGUGUGAAUGGCUGUAUGUUUUGCACAAUCUUGUGGCUGUCGUGAAGUGCGUUGCUGCACAAAAAUGAAAACUUGGGAGCUAUAAUUUGGAGUUAACUGGAGGGUGGGUUGGGAAGGAGGGGAUUUUGUAAAUGUCAAGGCAGGGAAGGAGUAUAAGACAAAAACAAAUUACAUCGUAGAGGUAGAGAAAGCAUGGAGGUCACUUUUCUUAGACUCACUAACUUUUAAUGGGGUUUCAUGGGCUCCGGUCAUGCUGAUGGCUCAUGGGCUGAGAGGGAAGCUUUGUUCUACUGCUCCUUCCCAUCCGAUUCACCUGCUUCAAUCUCAGCUACUGAAAUUGGGAGAGGACCAAGUCACCUUGCAGUUUUUUUCGUCGUGUAAUAUCCUGAAAUCCUGGAAAAUUCUAUGGAAUAGUUUUGUAUAUAGGGCACAGGGAAAGUCAUUGCCCCCAAGUUUAUUUAUUUAUCUAUUUAUUACCCUGUGAAAAUGCUUUGCCACAACCACGGUUAACAGGAAAAGACUGAACUGUCACAGACAUAAAUUAGUUCACUCACCAGAUUGGCUUGAUCUGGAUUCAUUGUUCUCUCUUCUUGCCAUAUGAUGUAGCAGUGUUAGAAGUUCUUCAAGACGACAUCCACAUUGGUACAAAGUCUUGGUACAAAGUAGACUUUCGCAGAUGACAUUCACAUUGGAACAAAGUAGACUUUAGCACUCACCCUUAGGUAAGUCUCUAAAAGAACUCUUUGGUGUGUAAAAGUGACAUUUAGCAGGGAAACACCAAAGAAUUAUAAGCAGUGACCCCCACUGAGAGGUUUUCCGGGAUAGGUGGAAAUCUGUUGUGAAUACAUUCUUUGCUCGUUUGAGUGUUUGUUUACUAACCGUUUGCCUUGGUAGGUAUUAGUGCCGGACUCCAUUAGGCGCUUCCUCAGGGGGGUCUGGGGAAGGCCAGGGUUUGCAAGUCAGCACCGCUUUCAUCCAUGUUGCUCACAUUACCGUAGUUUAGAAAAUAGGACUUAGGACUGAUAACACCCUUUUGCAUUGUGAGUGCAUUUGUAUUGUCUAGUGACAGAUAAAUCCUUAACAUUUCUCUUUACCUGAAUGCUUUAGACUAAUUGUACAUGUCUGUUCGUGCCAUGAAUAAGUGGGUAUCAUCGGACCAAAAUAAAUGAGCCGUCAGAAUAAAAGCAUCCUAGUACUUUUCCAGCAGUCAGCCCGUCGCUCCUCGAUGCAUUCUGAGCAAUGCAAAUGUCUAAUUGCACCCUGGCAGCAUGGCGGUGGCGUCCUAGCGUGGCUCUUACUGCUCUCUGGUUUAUGAUGCAAAUCUGCCGAGAUAUGUGUGUCACUGCGUGACUUCUAAAAGCGGGAUGAAUUUUCUGCAGCUGUUUCAAAGUUGUGGUCUGUCCUUGAAUCCUCUAUUAAUUACUGUGUGUGAGCCAGAGGGAGCCGUGGUCAGGGUGGGCCCCCAGCCUGCAGGGAACUUUCUGGACUCCUGCUCUUUGAAUUGAUGGAGGCAUUUGGGCUCACUACUUGACCAUUCUCACCCUGUGAAACGUCUCCCACUUUGAAGCAAAUACAAUUCACAGCACAGUGCACACAAAAACCUUGGCAUAAGACAGAGAAGGUUCUUCUUAUUCUGUGGACUGGUUGCUGUGGAAACAGAUAACAAAGGGCAGCCUUCCACUUCUGGUAUAAUUGUGUAGCCCCCUUUUCUCUGGGCUUGACACCUGUCUGAAUAAGAGUGAUUAGAGCUGAAUAAUAUCCCUCUCUUGGCUAUUGAAUAUGUGAUUCACGUACAAAACUCCGUGUAAGUUGAAGUGAAGUGUUCGUGUUCAUAUGUGCUUGGUCGCUACUACUACAUUUUUGAGGUUUUGUAAAACUGUUAUUUUUUUUCACAAUGUGAAACUGAAGGUCAAAUAAAUUAUUAGAGUUUUUCUCUUCA